UUUACAAACUUAAGCAUAUCAGAGUUACUGCCCCUAUAUAGUACAUCGCCAUUUGUACAGACGUAAACACGCAAGUUGUUAUCAAUACUUUCAUAAAAUAAGGAUACAAGCAUCUCAGUGUUGUAUUAGGCAUAAAGACAUGAGAAUAAGUAUAUUACAACGAUGUAUAAAACAUGGUGUAUUUCAUCACAAGAAGAGGCUUAUCAGUUAUCAUCUAAAUCCUAGACAAUUACGUAGGCAUAGCACACAAUCUAAUGAUGUUCUUAUUCUGUCUGAGGAGGUCGAGUCGGCAGUGCAUUCUGGGAAACCGUUGGUUGCCUUGGAAACAACAAUAAUCACUCAUGGAAUGCCGUACCCGGAUAACCUUAGUACAGCUUUAGAUGUAGAAGAUAUAGUGAGAAAGGGUGGGGCAGUUCCAGCUACAAUAGGAAUACUCGACGGCCGCAUACAUGUUGGAUUGAACAAAGAACAGCUAGAAUUUCUCGCCGAUCCAAAAACAGCAUCCGUGAAAACCUCAAGACGAGAUUUGCCGUUUGUACUUUCUCAGGAAUUAAAUGGCGGGACAACAGUUUCGGGGACGAUGGUUGUGGCGAAUAUGGCCGGAAUACCAAUAUUUGUUACUGGAGGUAUUGGCGGGGUACAUCGAGGGGCGGAGUCAAGUAUGGACAUCAGCGCUGACCUAACAGAGUUGGCAAGGACACCAGUAACUGUUAUAUCUGCCGGGAUCAAGUCUAUACUAGAUAUUGGACGAACCCUAGAGUACUUAGAAACUGAGGGGGUUUGUGUUUCUGCCUUCGGUACAUCACGUGACUUUCCAGCAUUCUUCACUAGGACCAGCGGAUAUACAGCCCCAUAUAACUGCAAGACAGCUCAUGAAGCAGCCGAAAUGAUUUACGCUAGAGAACGAAUAGAGUUACAGACUGGUACUCUAAUUGCUGUACCGAUACCGGAAGUGUAUGAUGUCCUGGGACAAGAAAUAGAAACUGUGAUACAGUCUGUUAUUAAAGAAGCGGUAACAAAGAAUAUUCAGGGAAAAGAGAUAACGCCAUUCAUUUUACAACGAGUAAAUGAACUAACACAUGGACAGUCAUUAAAAGCUAAUAUUGAACUGAUAAAAAACAAUGCUGCAGUUGGCACUGAGAUAUCUGUAGAACUGAAUAAACUCCAACAUACAGACAGACAAACAACAACAACAAAGUCUUCAUCUAAACAAACCGUACAAGUGGAAAGAGGGCAAAGAUUUAUACCACCGAAAAAUAAACAAGUUUGUGUAGUGGGCGGAUCUAUUGUGGACUUUACAGCAAGAAUGUCAUCUGCAGAUUUCAAAAUGAAUGGCGGAACAUAUCCUGGUCACGUGACACAGUCAUUCGGUGGCGUGGGUCGUAAUAUAGCUGAUGGUUUAACAAGACUUGGUGUUGAUACCUUGUUUAUCUCUGCUAUAGGAAAUGAUUCUCACAGAACAGCGUAUGAAGCACACUGUAGUCACAUGAACCUUGAUGCGGUGACUAGGCUACCUAAUCAGAGUACAGCCACAUAUUGUGCUAUGUUAAAAGAAAAUGGUGAACUUAUGUUUGGUAUUGGAGAUAUGGACAUACACGCAGAGAUUACACCACAAUAUAUAUCACAAUUUGAAGAUAAAAUAAAGACAUCAUCUUUAGUUUGUAUUGAUGGAAAUAUAUCUGUAGAUUCCAUAGAGUAUGUGUGUUUAUUGUGUGCUCGAAAUAGUAUACCAGUGCUGUUUGAACCAACUGAUAUUAACAAAGCAACCAAGCCAUUUUUGAAAUUACACGACCGUCCUAUCACUUACGCAUCUCCGAAUUUCAAUGAAUUAAAAAUGAUGGCCUCUUAUUUUUUGUCACGUGACUUGGAUGUGACAGGUAUUUAUCUGCCAUUCAAAUACACAGUGGGACAACAUUACUCCCCACUGUUUCCUUUUACGGGGACCCGCCUGUUGGAACGCUCGGGGAAAAAUGGCGUCCAGGGUGACGUCAUAAUGGACCAUUAUCCUGCUACUUCCGGUGACCAGCAACACACUGAUAUUGUCAGCGUUUCCGGCGCUGGCGACUGUUUAGUUGCAGCAUUUGUAGCGAAGUUACUGGACGGUGAGGAUAUGGACUAUUGUAUAAGAGCUGGUCUACUCGCUGGUCAGGUGUCCCUUAAAUCAAGUCAGGCGGUACCCUCUACACUAACACCGGACGUUAUGUCGAGGGAAAUGAUCAAUCAACAAAUGAAUGUUAGACCUCGGAGUUUGACCUUUUGUUAAAAUAAAUAAAUAAACAUAUUCAAAAUAUCUUAAUUAAUCAGAGAAAAAAAUGGUGUGUACAUUGCAAAUGUCAGCAGUGUGUUGAUGAUUAAAGAAUGAAAUAUA
Ruditapes philippinarum (Manila clam) is the source of this 2368-nucleotide messenger RNA. RefSeq lists its product as uncharacterized. The transcript is spliced from 19 exons. The coding region runs from base 140 to 2263 and encodes 707 amino acids. The record is from RefSeq and is a predicted model, not a curated record. Lineage: Eukaryota; Metazoa; Mollusca; Bivalvia; Venerida; Veneridae. Gene Ontology annotation, molecular function: kinase activity; pseudouridylate synthase activity.